This is a messenger RNA of Puma concolor (puma), 2955 nucleotides long. The record is from RefSeq and is a predicted model, not a curated record. NCBI's taxonomy places the organism in Eukaryota, Metazoa, Chordata, Mammalia, Carnivora, Felidae.
AUGUUUCUUCUGGUGGGAGCACCCAAAGCAAACACUACCCAGCCUGGGAUUGUGGAAGGAGGGCAAGUCCUCAAGUGUGACUGGUCUUCUCACCGCGGGUGCCAGCCAAUCGAAUUCGAUGCCACAGGCAACAGAGAUUAUGCCAAGGAUGAUCCAUUGGAGUUUAAGUCCCACCAGUGGUUUGGAGCAUCUGUGAGAUCAAAACAAGACAAAAUUUUGGCCUGUGCCCCACUGUACCACUGGAGGACUGAAAUGAAACAGGAGAGAGAGCCAGUUGGAACAUGCUUUCUUCAGGAUGGAGCAAAGACUGUAGAGUAUGCUCCAUGCAGAUCAAAAAAUAUUGAUGCUGAUGGACAGGGAUUUUGUCAAGGAGGAUUCAGCAUUGAUUUUACCAAAGCUGACAGAGUACUUCUUGGUGGUCCUGGUAGCUUUUAUUGGCAAGGUCAGCUCAUUUCGGAUCAAGUGGCAGAAAUUGUAUCUAAAUAUGACCCCAAAGUUUACAGCAUCCAAUAUAAUAACCAGUUGGCAACUCGGACUGCUCAAGCUAUUUUUGAUGACAGUUACUUGGGUUAUUCCGUGGCUGUCGGAGAUUUCAAUGGUGAUGGCAUCGAUGACUUUGUUUCAGGCGUUCCAAGAGCAGCAAGGACUUUGGGAAUGGUUUAUAUUUAUGAUGGGAAAAACAUGUCCUCCUUACACAAUUUUACUGGUGAGCAGAUGGCUGCAUAUUUUGGAUUUUCUGUCGCUGCCACUGACAUUAAUGGGGAUGAUUAUGCAGAUGUGUUUAUUGGAGCCCCUCUCUUCAUGGAUCGUGGCUCAGAUGGCAAACUCCAAGAGGUGGGACAGGUUUCAGUGUCCCUGCAAAGACCUUCAGGAGACUUCCAGACGACCAAGCUGAAUGGGUUUGAGGUCUUUGCGAGGUUCGGCAGUGCCAUAGCACCUUUGGGGGAUCUGGACCAGGAUGGCUUCAAUGAUAUUGCCAUUGCUGCUCCCUAUGGGGGCGAAGAUAAAAAAGGAAUUGUUUAUAUUUUCAAUGGAAGAUUAACAGGCUUGAAUGCAGUACCAUCUCAAAUCCUUGAAGGGAAGUGGGCUGCUCGAAGCAUGCCACCAAGCUUUGGCUAUUCAAUGAAAGGAGCCACGGAUAUAGACAGAAAUGGAUAUCCAGACUUAAUUGUAGGAGCUUUUGGUGUAGAUAGAGCUGUAUUAUACAGGGCCAGACCAGUUAUAACUGUAAAUGCUGGCCUUGAAGUGUACCCUAGCAUUUUAAAUCAAGACAAUAAAACCUGCCCAUUGCCUGGGACAGAUCUCAAAGUUUCCUGUUUUAAUGUCAAGUUCUGCUUAAAGGCAGAUGGCAAAGGAGCACUUCCCACGAAAAUUAAUUUCCAGGUGGAGCUUCUUUUGGAUAAACUCAAGCAAAAAGGAGCAAUUCGACGAGCACUAUUUCUCCAUAACCGGUCCCCAGGUCACUCCAAGAACAUGACUAUUUCAAGGGGGGGACAGAUGCAGUGUGAGGAACUAAUAGCAUAUCUGCGGGAUGAAUCUGAAUUUAGAGACAAACUCACUCCGAUUACUGUUUUUAUGGAGUAUCGGUUGGAUUACAGAACAGCUGCUGAUGUGACAGGCUUGCAACCUAUCCUUAACCAGUUCACUCCUGCCAACAUUAGUCGACAGGCCCAUAUUUUACUUGACUGUGGGGAAGACAAUGUCUGCAAACCCAAGUUGGAAGUUUCUGUAGAUAGUGAUCAAAAGAAGAUCUAUAUUGGAGACGACAAUCCUCUGACAUUGAUUGUUAAGGCUCAGAAUCAAGGAGAAGGUGCCUAUGAAGCUGAGCUCAUCGUUUCCAUCCCACCCCAGGCUGAUUUCAUCGGGGUUGUCCGUAAUAGUGAAGCCUUAGCUAGACUUUCCUGUGCAUUUAAAACAGAAAACCAAACCCGCCAGGUGGUAUGUGACCUUGGAAACCCAAUGAAGGCUGGAACUCAACUCCUAGCUGGUCUUCGUUUCAAUGUACACCAGCAAUCAGAGAUGGAUACUUCUGUGAAAUUUGAUUUACAAAUCCAAAGCUCCAAUCUCUUUGACAAAGUAAGCCCAGUUGUAUCUUACAAGGUUGACCUCGCUGUCUUAGCUGCUGUUGAGAUAAGAGGAGUUUCAAGUCCCGAUCAUAUCUUUCUUCCAAUUCCAAACUGGGAGCAUAAGGAGAGCCCGGAGACUGAAGAAGAUGUUGGGCCAGUUGUUCAGCACAUCUAUGAGCUGAGAAACAAUGGUCCAAGUUCAUUCAGCAAGGCAAUGCUAAAUCUUCAGUGGCCUUACAAAUACAACAAUAACACUCUGUUGUACAUCCUUCAAUAUGAUAUUGAUGGACCUAUGAACUGUACUUCAGAUAUGGAGAUCAACCCUUUGAGAAUUAAGAUCUCAAGUUCACAAACUGAAAAGAAUGACACAAUUGCUGGGCAAGGUGACCGGAACCAUCUCAUCACUAAGCGGGAUCUCACCCUCAGUGAAGGAGAUGUUCACACUUUGGGCUGUGGAAUUGCUGAGUGCUUGAAGAUUGUCUGCCAGGUUGGACGACUAGACAGAGGAAAGAGUGCAAUCCUGUAUGUAAAGUCCCUGCUGUGGACUGAGACCUUUAUGAAUAAAGAAAACCAGAAUCAUUCAUACUCUCUGAAGUCAUCUGCUUCUUUUAAUGUCAUUGAGUUUCCUUAUAAGAACCUUCCAAUUGAGGAUAUCUUCAACUCCACAUUAGUUACCACUAACGUCACGUGGGGCAUUCAGCCCGCACCCAUGCCCGUGCCUGUGUGGGUGAUCAUUUUAGCAGUGUUAGCAGGAUUGCUGUUGCUGGCUGUUUUGGUGUUUGUAAUGUACAGGAUGGGCUUUUUUAAACGUGUCCGGCCACCUCAGGAAGAGCAAGAAAGGGAACAGCUUCAACCUCAUGAAAAUGGUGAAGGAAACUCAGAAACUUAA